GUCAUUUCAAUUGUAGACAUUGCGUGUGCUUGUUCUCUUUGAGCUAAGGCCGAUUGGCGACUUGCACAAAUUAUAACAUUUAAUUAAAAAAUACCAUGGCUUCGACUACCGAAAUCGCUUGUGUAUAUUCAGCACUUAUUUUAGCUGACGACGACAUCGCCAUAACUGGUGAGAAAAUACAGACUAUACUUAAAGCCGCCAACGUUGACGUGGAGCCUUACUGGCCGGGGCUUUUCGCUAAAGCUUUGGAAGGCGUUAACGUGAAAGAAUUGAUCACUAAUAUCGGUUCGGGGGUUGGAGGUGGUGGUGCGGCAGGUCCAGCAGCAGCUGCAGCUCCUGACGCUGUGGCCGCAGCUGCUCCCGCUAAAGAGGAGAAGAAAAAGGAAUCAGAACCCGAGGAAUCUGAUGAUGACAUGGGUCUUGGACUUUUCGAUUAAUAAAAACGUUUUAUAAAUUUUU
Molecule: messenger RNA, 459 nt
Organism: Diorhabda sublineata
Lineage: Eukaryota; Metazoa; Arthropoda; Insecta; Coleoptera; Chrysomelidae
Gene: RpLP1
Product: 60S acidic ribosomal protein P1
Exons: 2
Coding region: 96-437 (113 amino acids)
Biological process (GO): cytoplasmic translation; translational elongation
Cellular component (GO): ribosome; cytosolic large ribosomal subunit
Molecular function (GO): protein kinase activator activity; ribonucleoprotein complex binding; structural constituent of ribosome
Source: RefSeq, a predicted model, not a curated record